UUCAUAUGGGUACCACUUUAAAACAAGUAUGCGAUAUAAUUAAUCGAACGAUUUUAAAAAAAUCCCCACUCUUUACCUUUAAAAACCCUAAUGAGGAAAAAAAGCAUUCGAGAUUUAAAACAUUAUUAGAGACCAGUUGGGCCAAUGAAAUUUCUUCAUUGGCCCUUAAAACAAUGAAAGAACGGCAAUGGGAAAAACUCCAAAUACUGCCGGUGACAAGUGACGUAAUUAAGUUUAAUAAUUUUGUCAAAAAUCAGGUUAAAGACAGUGCCAAAAAAUUAAACAAACUUUUAGAAAAGGAGGGGAAAUAAAAUGACAAAAAUAAUUUACUUCCUUUAUAUAAAACCUUAGCAAAAGGAAUAAUGGCCCUUCUUUUAAUACUAAAUAGAAAACGCAUCGGUGAGAUUCAAUACCUUGAAAUUUCUACUUACAAAAGAUCAUUUGCGGACCCCAGUGUUCAAAAAGAAAUUGCUGAAAGUUUAACUGUUUCAGAAAAACUAUUGUGUAGAAACUUUAGAAGAAUUAUUACAGGUGGAAAAGGUAGCAAACCUGUAGCUAUUUUAAUUUCUCCUUUUUUAAACGAGAAAAUUGAGCUGAUGAUUAAAAUAAGGGAAAAAAUAAAAUAAAUUCCAGAAGAUAAUAAAUACAUAUUUGCAAAUCCCAAUUCGUCGAAAGGUUGGUUUCAUGGAAUAAGUGUAAUUAAACAAUUUGCAAAAAACUGUGGGGCAAAGGAUCCCAACUCUCUAACUUCUACCAAAUUUCGAAAACAGACUGCAACAAUUUUACAGAUUAUGGACAUUAAUAAUACUGACAUGGAACAAUUAGCCACUUUUAUGGGUCAUACAAAGAAAACCCAUGAAGAAUGGUAUAGACUUCCUCAAGAUCUAUACCAGACUGCAAAAAUAGCCAAACUAAUGAUCGCUUUAAAUAAAGGUGAUGUUAAUAUUUACAAAGGAAAGAGCUUAGACGAUAUCAAUAUAGAAGAAAAUGACUACUUGGAAAUUGAAAACAUAGAAACAGAAGUAAAUGAAAUAAAUGAAAAAGAAAAAGUUUCGUCGAAGGGUAAAAGAAAGUUAUUUACCGAUGAAAUGACGCAUCCAAUGCAAAAUAAUAAAGUUACAAAAAGAAAGGAGGUGCCAACUACUGAAAAAACCGAAAGCACUUCAAAUGCGAUUGCAAGGCACCGAUGGACCGAAAAGGACAAACAAACUAUGCUUAAAUACUUUACAAGAUUCAUAAAAGAAAAAAGGGUUCCGAAAAAAGCAGACGUACAGGAAUUUAAAAAAAAAAACUGGAGAAAACUUUAAAUCAAUUGAUUGGGUAAAAAUUAAAACGUUUGUUUACAAUUCUUAGUGUAGUUUUUGUGAAGCUUUUUAUUAAAUAAAGUGUUUCUAAACA
This is a messenger RNA of Diabrotica virgifera virgifera (western corn rootworm), 1398 nucleotides long. RefSeq lists its product as uncharacterized. The record is from RefSeq and is a predicted model, not a curated record. Lineage: Eukaryota; Metazoa; Arthropoda; Insecta; Coleoptera; Chrysomelidae. The transcript has 5 exons. Bases 792 to 1307 code for a protein of 171 amino acids.